This is a messenger RNA of Periconia digitata, 1988 nucleotides long. Lineage: Eukaryota; Fungi; Ascomycota; Dothideomycetes; Pleosporales; Periconiaceae. The record is from the annotation of a GenBank genome assembly.
CCUUCGCCAGAAUACGGCCGCAGGCCCUAGCGGAUACGAUCGCGCGGCUAGGUGCUGUGAAUUCCACUUUCGACCAUGAAUAAGAAGAUAGACAAUCUACAUUCUUCAAUUCAGUCAUCAAUGUGCAUUCACUAUGCGAAUCGUGAUUCAUAAGUUUACCGUACUUGUACCUCUUCUGCAUAGACAAGAACACGCUCGUUGUUGCAGACUUGAGUGCUGAAAGCUAGUAUUAUACUAUUCAUCGCAACGCGCAAACAGGACGAACCAAGAUGUCCGACACUGACGUGCAAUCGCCCUCUCAUCCUCCACCUACGAACCCUCAAAACACAAUCUCCCCGUCGUCACUCCUAAACUUCAGCGGAACCCCUCGCUCUGCGCUCCCCUUCCAACACAUCAAACUCCUCGGCCACGGCAGCAGCGCCGUAAUCGAACUCGUGCGCGACAGAACCACACAGCAAACUUUUGCACUGAAAACUUUCCCACGGCACAACGGCGCACAAUUCGCAUCUGCGAAACGUGCACUCGAGAAUGAAGUCGCAAUCAUGACGCGUCUAGCGCCGCACAUCCACAUAGUCCAGGUGCUAGGAACCUUCGCAUCGAGCAGCGAUCUCGGAAUCAUGCUGAGUCCCGCGGCCAGCGACGGCGACUUGGCACGCUACAUCACGGAUGCCGUGGCGUGCGGUGUGCCUACGAGAUCGCAACGGGGAGUUUUGCAGCGUGCGUUUGGAUGCCUCGUGAGAGGGUUAUCACACAUCCACGCGCAUACUAUUCGCCACAAAGAUAUCAAGCCCCAGAAUAUACUCGUUCAUCAUGGAAGAGUGAUGUAUGCGGAUUUCGGCAUCUCGUUUGAUGCGGAGGGCGAGGAUACGAUGACUGUGGGACCUCCUGGGGCGUAUACGCCACGAUAUUGUGCUCCUGAGGUGAAUGAUUGGGGGGAUAGGAAUCGGAAGAGUGAUGUUUACUCUCUUGGAUGUGUGUUUGUUGAGAUGCUUGAUGUGUUGGAUCCAGGGAUUGGUUUGAGAUCGAAAGAUUCGCUGCCGUAUCAUCGGAAGAUCGAGGAGAUCAGGCGCAGGCUGUGUGAGGGUGCCAAUGGGAAGAGAGAUGUUGGCGUGAAUAGAGGGUUGCUCGGGAUUUGUCAUGAUAUGCUGGAUCCGGAUCAGGUGGCUCGGAUCGAUACUGCGGAUGUGCUGCAACGCGUUGUUGCAAUUGCUGGGGUGGAGCUUAAGAGAGAGAAUUCGUACUUUUGCCGGGACUGCGCAAAGGAGCAUUUACCCUCUUCCCUAUCGACCCCAGAAGAUCUAACAGAAGAUUUCACCGCAAUCUCACUCGGCGCAACCUCCUCGACAGAAGAAAUCGUUGCACCCCCAUCACCAACCUUGGAACACAAAACCUCAACAUCACCUCCGAAGAAAGAAAAGACAAAGAAAAAGAAGAGAUCGCCCAUCAAAUCGAAAUCCACCCGUUAUUACUGCAAGACCUGCAAUUCACUUGGCCACACCACCACAGACUGCCCAAAUAUCUGCCCAAACUGCUCAACCCUAUAUCCGGGUCACAACCCCCGCUCAUGUCCAUCCCUCCAAAAAUGCUGGACCUGCAAAACCCGCGGCCACUACGCGCGAAAUUGCCCCAAUGUAUGCUCAGCAUGUGAAAGAGUGGGACACGCAACUGCGCAUUGUCCUGACCGAUGCUGGACAUGUGGCGGGCUUGGACACACUGCCCGAUACUGCGGGGAUGCGUGUCUGGUGUGUGGACAGUUUGGGCAUGCGACGAAGAAGUGUAAGGGUAGGUGUCAUCGGUGUGGGGGGUUGGGACAUUGGAGUCGCGGGUGUAGAGAGGUUUGUUUUAAGUGUGGACGGUUUGGACAUUGGGCUGCUGAGUGUCGGAGUAAGGGCAUGCAGCCCCAUCAUCAGAGAGAAUGGCAACCGAUCAUCGAAUUGGUUCCUCAAGGUCCGUUUCAGGUGAAUUCCCGCCGCCGCCAGCGAGAGUGA